Molecule: messenger RNA, 2541 nt
Organism: Gavialis gangeticus (Gharial)
Lineage: Eukaryota; Metazoa; Chordata; Crocodylia; Gavialidae
Gene: DMC1
Product: DNA meiotic recombinase 1
Exons: 13
Coding region: 31-1059 (342 amino acids)
Biological process (GO): DNA repair; chromosome organization involved in meiotic cell cycle; mitotic recombination
Cellular component (GO): nucleus; condensed nuclear chromosome
Molecular function (GO): ATP binding; ATP hydrolysis activity; ATP-dependent DNA damage sensor activity
Source: RefSeq, a predicted model, not a curated record
UGCCUAAGCCUUAUUGCUUGCAUUUUCACUAUGAAAGCCAUGGAAGAUCAGGUGGUACAGGAAGAACCAGGAUACCAGGAUGAUGAGGAAUCCUUUUUUCAGGAUAUUGACCUGUUACAGAAGCAUGGAAUUAAUGUAGCUGAUAUUAAAAAGCUGAAAUCAGUGGGAAUCUGCACUAUCAAAGGGAUCCAGAUGACAACCAGGCGGGCACUGUGCAAUGUGAAAGGGCUUUCAGAGGCCAAAGUGGAUAAGAUCAAAGAAGCAGCCAACAAGCUUAUUGAGCCGGGAUUCCUGACUGCCUCUGAAUACAGUGAGAAGCGGAAGAUGGUAUUUCACAUCACCACAGGGAGCCAAGAUUUUGACAAACUGCUGGGUGGUGGGAUUGAAAGCAUGGCAAUCACAGAGGCCUUUGGUGAAUUCCGAACAGGUAAAACCCAACUUUCCCACACUCUAUGCGUGACAGCUCAGCUUCCAGGAGCAGAUGGCUACACAGGAGGGAAGAUUAUCUUCAUUGAUACUGAAAACACUUUCCGUCCAGAUCGUCUUCGUGAUAUUGCUGAUCGUUUCAGUGUGGACCAUGAUGCAGUUCUUGACAAUGUGCUGUAUGCUCGUGCAUAUACCAGUGAACAUCAGAUGGAACUGCUUGACUAUGUAGCAGCAAAGUUCCAUGAGGAAGCUGGCAUCUUCAAGCUAUUGAUCAUUGACUCCAUUAUGGCACUCUUUCGUGUGGAUUUUAGUGGCCGCGGGGAGUUGGCUGAACGGCAACAGAAACUUGCUCAGAUGUUAUCAAGACUCCAGAAAAUCUCAGAGGAAUAUAAUGUGGCUGUGUUUGUGACCAAUCAGAUGACUGCUGAUCCAGGGGCAACUAUGACUUUUCAGGCAGACCCUAAAAAGCCCAUUGGUGGCCACAUCUUGGCCCAUGCUUCAACCACAAGGAUCAGCUUACGGAAGGGGAGGGGGGAGCUGCGCAUUGCCAAGAUAUAUGACAGCCCUGAGAUGCCUGAAAAUGAAGCCACAUUUGCCAUAACUACUGGAGGAAUUGGGGAUGCCAAAGAAUAAGCAGAAACCUGGCAAAAAUCUCCAUCUGAAAACAGCCCAGAUAAAGCCAAAGUAUCCAAGGUUACUGACUCCCUGAUUACUUUGUAUUUUUCAGGCUCAGUUUUGGAUAUUUAGAAUUGGGAGCACACUAGAAAGUUAUUAGGAGAUCAUAUUUCAGUGAUCUGAACAGGAACUGGUUCAUGUUAUUUAUUUUUUUUAAAUGAAAUUUGCAGCAGUCAGAAAUUUACAAAGCAAAGAAACUUGUGACUCAUUCAAGAAAUGUCUUCUUUAGGGUUUGUGAGAAGUAAAGCUGUUUUAUCCCAUGGGCUUAAUGUGACCUUUUAUAGUUUAUUGGGAAGAGAAUGUCUGUGAGAUAGGGUGUACACAGCAUGGAAUAAAACAGCACUGAAACAAACAUGGUUUAAAAAAAUGAGUGGUUAAUACAUUGAGGGGAAAUGCAGUGGACAGACACAGGAAUACAGGACCUUGCUAAGAUCUCAUUGAGAAUAGAAGAAUGAUAGUUACUUGAAGACAAUUUUUAGAAAUUUUAAUCUUGAUUAAUUAGUGAUUUAUUUGUAUUUAAUUCUGUUUUAGAAUAUUUAACAAUGUUAUGUAUUUUCAUGUUAAUGGAAAAUACCAAAUUAGAACAUCUCCUGUUCCCUAUGCUUGUGUACAAUACAUAUACUUUAAGUCAAACCCUGAUCACCUGAACUGGCCUAUUAACUUUGUUGUGAGAACUUCAAUGAGCAAACUAAAUAGGAUGGAGCCCAAUAUUUCAAAUAAAUAAGCAGAAAACAAAAUGUGUAAAUUAAAGAAACAUUCCAUGUUUAACACUUUGAGGGAUUUUUAGCACCUAGUAGCAAAUCCUCUUUGCAGCCAAAAAAAGCCCAAUGGGAGGCCAACUUUAGCAUCUGGUUUGAGGGUUUCUAUUCACCACUAAAAAGGUGCAUUUUUUAACAGAGUAAUUAAAGUACAAGUGCUAUCCUAAGGCAAAAGCACAGAGAUGACAAAUCACUUUAGUCUUACUGCAAGAAACUCAUUGUGGUUGACUACUCUUUCUUGACGUUGACUUCAAUGUAUUUGCUUCACAGUGAGACUACAGUGCAUCCUCUUCACUAUAGUAUUUACCUUAUGAUAGGUCAUAUUCAUCAAUUAUUUUGAGGCAAGAAACAAAACUUUUUAAAAAGUUAAGUCAGGUCUAGAGAAAAAAUAAGGCAUACCCUUUUUAAUGACUUGCUCAGUCAACCAUUUCCAGACUUGUUCAGAGUGAAAAGAGAGAGUUUAUUUUAUGAAUCAUUUCUCUUCCCAUUCACAGUUAUAUAAUAUCUAUAUGGCAACAAGAACAAUUACUUUUUUUAGGAAAGGAACAUUAGAAAUAUAUAUAAUGUAUGGUUUGAAUUCUUUAAAUGCAGUUCAAGGAAGGCUGUCAGCACCAUUUGACCAGUAAAUGACAACACACAUUGUGAAACACAAGAUAAAAGAAGCCCCAGCUUAAUGCCAAAG